Messenger RNA from Megalops cyprinoides (Indo-Pacific tarpon), 2035 nucleotides. RefSeq names its product N-acetylglucosamine-6-sulfatase-like. Gene Ontology annotation, biological process: glycosaminoglycan metabolic process. The record is from RefSeq and is a predicted model, not a curated record. Bases 126 to 1676 code for a protein of 516 amino acids. The transcript is spliced from 13 exons. Lineage: Eukaryota; Metazoa; Chordata; Actinopteri; Elopiformes; Megalopidae. Gene Ontology annotation, molecular function: glycosaminoglycan binding; N-acetylglucosamine-6-sulfatase activity.
UCGUCAGACCCUCCUAUGUGAAGGCUUUUGCGUUCUUUGUUCUUUUACCCCUCGCAUUUCUAGUCUUGUCAGUUUCUGUUCAAGAGAGUGUAAACACAGCACAGGCAGCGAGACGGGGCUUGCCCAUGGCAAGCUCAGGGGUGAGAGACACACGGAGGAAAGGACGACAGAGACGGGACAUGUGUGGCGCGGUGUUGUUCACGCUGCUUCUCUGCGUGCUCAGGUGCGCUGAGGGCGAUAAUCCGAGUAACAUCGUGGUCAUUCUCACCGACGACCAGGACGUGGAGCUUGGGGGAAUGACCCCGAUGAAGAAGGCCAGAUCCCUGAUAGGUGAUGCUGGUGCUUACUUCACCAAUGCGUUCACAGUGGCACCCCUGUGCUGUCCGAGUCGGAGCAGCAUCCUCACCGGAAGGUACCCCCACAACCACGGGGUCCGUAACAACUCCCUGACAGGCAACUGCAGCAGCCCGGCCUGGCAGAAGGGCCCAGAGAGCCUGGCCUUUCCUGUCUACCUCAACAAGCAACUGUACCAGACAUUCUAUGGGGGGAAAUACCUCAACCAGUAUGGAAAGAAAGAGGCAGGAGAGGUGAGCUACAUCCCUCCUGGCUGGGACCAGUGGCAUGCGUUGGUGGGGGACUCCAAGUAUUACAACUACAGCCUGUCAGUGAAUGGCAAGGAAGAGCAACAUGGUGAUCGCCAUGACCAGGACUACCUGACAGAUCUCAUUGCAAACAGAUCUUUGGAGUUCCUGGACAAACGGAGCCCCCAGCGCCCAUUUUUUGUCAUGCUGGCUCCCCCUGCGGCCCAUUCACCCUGGACAGCAGCUCCUGAAUAUGAGGGUGCCUUCAAUAACACAACAGCUCCCCGUGAUGGUAGCUUCAAUAAGCCAGGCAAGGAUAAACACUGGCUUCUGCGGCAGCCCCUCAACCCCAUGUCACCUAAUUCCAUCAAGUUCCUGGACGAUGCUUUUCGCAAGAGGUGGCAGACUCUGCUAUCUGUGGAUGAUUUGGUGGAGAAGGUGGUGAAGAAACUGAUGGACCUGCAAGUGCUGAACAACACAUAUAUCUUCUACACCUCUGACCAUGGCUACCAUACUGGCCAGUUCUCCCUCCCCAUUGGCAAGAGGCAUCUGUACGAGUGUGACAUUCGUGUCCCACUCAUGGUGCGCGGGCCAGGGAUCAAACCCAACCAGACCCUGCGGGCUCCUGUAUUGAAUAUUGACCUGGCUCCCACCUUCCUGGAUAUCGCUGGGUUCAAUCUGUCCACAGUGAACAUGGAUGGACAGUCUUUCCUGCACCAUAUGGCCCCUUCUCUGCGCAAUGGUACAACUCGUCCGUAUUUUCUGGUGGAACACACAGGGGAGGGACACUCCGAUUCCGAUCCAGCUUGUCCUAAAUUGGGCCCAGGCCUGUCUCACUGCUUCCCAGACUGCAUUUGUGAAGAUGCCUUUAAUAACACAUAUGCCUGUGUGCGUAUGCUGACUGACAAGAACUUGCAGUACUGUGAAUUUGCAGACAGUGAGUCCUUUGUGGAAGUCUAUGAUCUGACCUCUGACCCGCAUCAAAUGGAAAACAUAUUGAAGAAGGUUGAUCCUACCCUCCUGCAGACUAUGAACCAAAGGCUGAUCAAGCUGCAGUCAUGUGAGGGAAGCACCUGCUGGAACACCAAAUAUUAGCCACAAAAUAUUGGCCCAUCUGGACAUGGAUGAUGUGAUAUAUGUCGAGUACAAUGAUAUGUUCAGAGUACUGUUGUCAGUGGUUCAAUCGCCUGUCUCAUAACAAAGGUUUGUUUUUAUCACUAUGGAAUGGCAUUUUGGUUUAAAAAAAAAAGCAAAAGGAGAGAAAGAAUUAAUUAAAUACAUAUGAAAUUAACAAUUUCUUUAGCUAUCCAGGUUCUCACAUACACAGUGAAGUAAAAUGACAGUGAAUUUGGUGCAUGUUUCAAAAAGUGGCCAAUUUUAGGGACAAAUAAUUAUUGCUGCUGUUGCUUUCUAUUGCAGUUGUUUGCACAUUCCUGAUUUGGUGAAAAUGUUUU